CGGCGGCGGCGGCGGCGGCGGCGGCGGCGGCGGGUGCUGGGGGAGGCAUCUCGCGGAACCAGGGGCGGUGGCGCAAUGGAGGGACUGGAAGAAAAUGGAAGUGUCCAAGUGGGAGAAUUGUUACCUUGCAAGAUUUGUGGAAGAACGUUCUUUCCAGUGGCAUUAAAAAAACAUGGACCCAUUUGCCAGAAAACUGCCACUAAAAAACGGAAGACUUUUGAUUCAAGCAGACAGAGAGCUGAAGGAACUGAUAUUCCAACAGUAAAGCCUCUUAAACCUAGGCCUGAACCACCAAAGAAACCAUCUAAUUGGAGAAGAAAACAUGAAGAAUUCAUUGCCACCAUAAGAGCAGCUAAAGGCCUUGAUCAGGCACUUAAAGAGGGUGGAAAACUUCCUCCUCCUCCUCCACCUUCUUAUGAUCCUGAUUAUAUUCAGUGUCCAUAUUGCCAGAGGAGAUUUAAUGAAAAUGCAGCUGAUAGACAUAUUAAUUUCUGUAAAGAACAGGCAGCACGUAUUAGUAAUAAAGGCAAAUUUUCUACUGAUACCAAAGGAAAGGUGACUUCUCGGACACAGUAUAAGCCGCCUGCACUUAAAAAGUCAAAUUCUCCUGGAACUGCACCAUCAGGAUCUUCACGAUUACCACAACCAAGUGGCACUAGCAAAACUGUUGUAGGUGUGCCUUCAGGUAAAGUGUCUUCAGUUAGCAGCUCUUUGGGAAACAAACUUCAGACCUUAUCUCCCUCCCAUAAAGGGAUAGCAGCCCCUCAUGUAGGUAAGAUGGACAAGUUAGGCCCUCCACUUCGAACUGGAAGACAUGUGCAAAGGUUGUAUGACAGUGAUACAAAAUCAGACAGUGCCAUCAAAAGACAUGAGUUAUUACCCAUUUACAAAACUAACAUCAAACCUCGAAAUUCCACACCACCUAGUUUGGCACGAAAUCCUUCCUCAGGUGUUCUUACAAACAAAAGAAAAACAUAUACUGAGAGCUACAUAGCCAGAGACACAGUGAGAGAGGAAACACAAGCAGAGGGAGUGGGAGAGGGAGAAGCAGGCUCCCCGCAGAGCAGGGAGCCCUAUGCGGGGCUCAAUCCCAGGACCCAGGGAUCAUGACCUGAGCCGAAGGCAGACACUUAACGACUAAGCCACCCAGGCGCCCCUUGUGCUUAUAAUUUUAAAUCUCUGCUAUAUCUGUAGUUAUAUCCUUGUUUCAUUCUGAAUAUUGUUUAUUCCUUUUCUGUUGAUCAAUCUUAAAAGGUUGAUCUGUUGAUCAAUUUUAAAAGGACCAAAUAUUUUGCUUUGUUUAUCUUCUUCAUGUAUUACUCAUUCAUUCACUGACUCAUUAAAAAAUAUUUACUGAGAGAUGAGUUUAUGUCAGGUACUUCUCUUGAUCCUAGACAAAGAGCAGUAACAAAACAGAUAAAAAUCAGUGCACUUGGGGGAGCUCACAGUCUUAUGGAGAAGACAAGACGUAACAGAAAUGACAUACACCGCAUGUCAGAUGGAAAACAAGAAAGCAAAGGGUGACACAAUUUAGGGUGGCAGGGAGAGUGUCCAGAGCCAUGAGGGUUACAGUACAGGGGAUGAAGGAUGAAAGAAUUUAAGUGUAUAUAACUAAAUUAGAGCAAAGGACCUAACAAGAUUUAGCCUGAUGAUAGUGAUGAGAAUUCGAGUGAAAAGACUCCAUGGAUACAGUGAAAAUAGCAUGACACAUUGGGAGAAGUUAUGUAUAUGUUGUUUUAUAAUAUGUAUAAUAAUAUGUACAUAUUUAUUACAGUAUAUAUUUGGAGGAAAGACAUCCAUCUUUCCUCAGGGCGAGGUUCUAGUUUUCUCUUUAGAGAUGGUUUUGCACAAAGGACACUAUAAAUUUCCAUUCUAUCCCCAUUGUAGUAUAUGCCUAGUACAUUGAACAAAUGGAAAGUGUGGUGGUAUUUGCCCAGGAAAAAUUCUCAUAAACAGGGACAAAUAUAGUGCCAAAGAAAAUAUUUAGAAUUUCAUUAUUAACUAAAAGGGAUUUUUAAAAUCUGAACUAGAAAAAUAUUAAAACUGAGGUUAAGCAAGCUUUUGCUUAUACUUAGUAUUAAGUACUGUUUUCUAAGGGUUAUGAAAACUACUGACAAGAACUUUGUGUUUCUACUUUUCUUCCUGUACUC
Messenger RNA from Mirounga angustirostris (Northern elephant seal), 2150 nucleotides. It is a transcript of the gene ZC2HC1A, whose product is annotated as zinc finger C2HC-type containing 1A. NCBI's taxonomy places the organism in Eukaryota, Metazoa, Chordata, Mammalia, Carnivora, Phocidae. The coding region runs from base 76 to 1110 and encodes 344 amino acids. The transcript has 10 exons. The record is from RefSeq and is a predicted model, not a curated record.